CUUCCCCAAACGCUGCUUCAUCUGACGGCGCUCCGACCCCCACUGCGGGGGAGUGGUACGGUCCCUUUGCAGGGUGGGGGAGCCGGAUGGCAGAGCAGCACAGAUUCCGUCUACGGCGGAGCAGGGUAUGGGAAACGGGCGAGAAGCAUGACUCCUGACCGCCCUGUGAUGGUUUCCACCCGGAGGGAAUAAAGUGACCGCCUCCGGAUCGGAGGAGCUUCAUCCCGGAGCAGCGAGCUCAGGAAGUCUGGAUUUGGUUUCUUUUGUUUCCCUGAAGGCAGCUCUGCUGUUUCUGCGUGGAUUAACGUGCUGAUGAUUACCUCAGAUCGUGACUUUGUUUGAUGUUCGGCUGAUUUUUGAAAACUGCGGCGGAGUUUGGGGCUCGGCUCAUCCCAGCAGACUCUGCUGGGCUUCCACACCCAGGAACUGGACUAUCGCGAGCGGCAGACUGUUUUUUUCACGAGGUUCGUGACCGUGGAAGCGAGGGGAACUCUUUCCACGCUGGUAGCAACAACUUGCAUCGGAUUGGGUUUUGUUUACAUGGGUUUAUGCAAGCGUCGCUCACAGAGAACAUCCGGGGAUCGCUUCAGCAGCGGGGUUUGUGCUCCCGGCGCAGGGUUUGAAUGUGUGAAUGAAAGCUGAGUGAGUGGACACCCACCCACACACCCACACGGAGCUUCGUGGAUUCAUUUGGGUCUUCGGAUUAAUCCAAGCAAGCAGUCUCCCAGAAAGUCCCAGUAUCAGAGCUAUUUUUAGUGUUAGGGAUGGGGUAAAAGCAGGCAGCAGGAAAUCUGACUCCCCCCUUACCCUUUUCUUUUCCAAAAGCUAUUGCACUUGCCCACUCAGCCCGUUUGGCAAAAUGCAGGGCAAGCCUGGAUAGCACCAACACAACCUAGAGCUAAAGAACCUAGAAUCUUCAAAGAGGAGUAAAAAAAGAUUGAUCCCAUCUGGUCUUUUUUUCAUUUUUUUUCUGGAAACCAUACUGACCAUGUAGCCUUAGAAAUUCAAAGGAUCUUCUCCUUUAGGCUCAGUGGACUCAGUAAACCUGCUCUGGAUUGGGAAUCUACCCUGGACUGAGUGAACAUAUCAGCAACUAGAAUCUAUGCCUUUAUUUAUUGUUUGGUCAAACUUUUACCACCCUAAAAAGGUUGCUUUUUUAUUCUUUUGACUAUCUAAAAGAUAAGACACCAGCGACAUGGAAGCUCCCACCCACAGACAGAAUGCAUGAAACUGCCAAGUUCACCACAAAAAGCUAAACUUACAAGCCAAAUAUUUUAUUUCCCUAUAGUUCCCAAAUCCACAGAGAAACAAUAUAUAUGUAGAGUGAGAGAUCUAUAUCUAUAGUGUAAAUCCACAUAAAACAGAGAUUACAUCUUUUAUAUUUUUACUUCAGAGAGACAAGCUGCCUGUACACCUGUUGGUUGCCUUAGAAAGACGUCACACACAAACUGGGAGAGGGAGAAAGAGAAGAAGGUGCCUUUGGACUGGUCGGAUCGUUUCCCACCGUUUCAGACUUGAAAUGUUUAGUUGGAUGUAAAGUGUUGAAGUGAACUCUGGGCUUGGAAACCUUCCUCCACCCCACACCCCCCACAAGCUCUGCCCCUCCGUCAGAGCAUUUCCAUUGACACUAUUUCUCGUCUGGACCGAACCUUUGCCAAGCUCUCCCAUGGUUGUCACGUCAUCAUCAGUGGACGACAAGACUGUACCUUCUUGCAGGAUGGUCCAAUCGGAGCCUUGGAUCACUUCAGCUCUGCUUCGUAAAAACAAAAGUGCAAGCAGCUCAGGAUGUCCACCCACCUCCUCCUCCUCCUCCUCCACCUCCUCCUCCUCCUCCACUGCCCAGGGCUUCUCCCUCGCUGAGCCAGCCAUGACCAGCCAGCACACACACACACACCCCUCCUUCAGCUCCAUCCACUCCAUGGCCGAGCAGCAGCAGGUGCUGUCUGAUAUGACCAUACUCCAGCGGAGGAUCCCCCCUAGUUUCAGAGACCCUGCCAGCGCCCCAUUGAGGAAACUCUCAGUUGACCUUAUCAAAACUUACAAGCACAUCAAUGAGGUAUACUAUACGAAGAAGAAGCGGCGGGCCCAGCAAGUCCCUCCUGAGGAUAGCAGCACGAAAAAGGAGAAAAAAGUUUACAAUGACGGCUAUGAUGACGACAAUUACGAUUACAUAGUGAAAAACGGAGAGAAGUGGCUGGACCGCUAUGAGAUCGACUCACUGAUUGGGAAGGGCUCCUUUGGACAGGUAGUGAAGGCCUACGACCACCACGAGCAGGAGUGGGUCGCCAUUAAAAUCAUCAAGAACAAGAAGGCAUUUCUAAACCAGGCACAGAUUGAACUACGCCUGCUGGAGCUCAUGAACAAGCAUGACACGGAGAUGAAAUAUUACAUUGUCCACCUGAAGCGUCACUUUAUGUUUAGGAACCAUCUGUGUUUGGUGUUUGAGUUGUUGAGCUACAACCUGUAUGAUCUCCUGCGGAACACCAACUUCAGAGGAGUUUCUCUCAACCUCACCAGGAAAUUUGCACAGCAGCUCUGCACAGCAUUGUUAUUCCUGGCAACUCCAGAGCUGUCAAUCAUCCACUGCGACCUGAAACCAGAGAAUAUCCUUCUGUGUAACCCCAAAAGAUCUGCAAUCAAAAUAGUCGACUUUGGAUCCUCCUGUCAGCUGGGACAGAGGAUCUAUCAGUACAUACAGAGCAGGUUUUACCGCUCUCCUGAGGUCCUUCUGGGAAUGCCGUAUGACCUGGCUAUCGACAUGUGGUCUCUGGGAUGCAUCCUGGUAGAGAUGCACACAGGAGAGCCUCUCUUCAGCGGCUCCAACGAGGUCGACCAGAUGAACAAGAUUGUGGAGGUCUUGGGGGUCCCACCCAGCCACAUGCUGGAUGCAGCUCCUAAAGCCAGGAAGUACUUUGACAAGCUGUCAGAUGGCUUAUGGACCGUGAAGAAGAACAAGGAUGUCAAGAAGGAAUAUAAACCUCCAGCUACACGUCGUCUUCAUGAGAUUUUAGGUGUAGAGACUGGAGGCCCAGGAGGGCGGAGGGCAGGAGAGCCAGGACACGCCCCCUGCGACUACCUGAAGUUUAAAGAUCUGAUCUUGCGCAUGCUGGACUACGACCCUAAAAGCCGAAUUACGCCAUUUUACGCCCUGCAGCACAAUUUCUUCAAGAAAACGACAGAUGAAGGAACCAACACGAGCUCAUCUACAUCCACCUCUCCUGCCAUGGACCACUCGCAUUCAACCUCCACUACUAGCUCUGUUUCUAGCUCUGGUGGCUCCAGUGGUUCUUCCAAUGACAACCGUAACUACCGUUACAGCAACCGCUACUACAACUCUGCUGUCACCCACUCAGACUAUGAGAUGACCAGUCCUCAGGCUCCCUCCCAGCAGCAGAUGAGGAUGUGGCCGGGCAGUGAUGGUGGAAGUGGGGGUCAGGACCCAGCAUACACCCAGUUGCUGCUCCACAAACCAGCUGCCACCCAACAACACCAGCGCCACUUUUUGGACCCUCCCCACCACCCGCACCCGACUUACUCUCACCACGGAAACGGUGGGCGGGGACUACGGCAGGGCGGACAGACAGGCAUGGGUGGAGGCGGGGGUCAGCAGGGAUCCUCUCCCCAGAUGAGUGACAGCAUGGAUGUGGGCGUGUCCCUAGGGCUGCACCACCUGGGGGCGGUGUCUUCCAUGGAGGCCUCUCAGUUUGGCUCUGCAUCUCUGCCCCUCACUCUGCCAAUCGGACUGUCUGCCUUCCGGACUCGGACGGCCCCCACCGCCCCAGGGCCUCAAGCCCCGCCCUCAGAGGACUACUACCCUGCCUCCAACAACAAUAACCCUGCUGCAGGGGGCAGAGGGAGGCCGGACUCAGACGAAGGGCCGGCCAACUCUUGAUAAAACCUGAACCAUGCCCUAAAGCCAUACAAUUUUAACUACAACUACUACAAAUACACACAUACAGCCAGAGUUCAGAGACAAACAGGUGAAUUUUGAGCUGGAGGAGAUGAUUUCUUCUGCAUGAGAGGAGGAGAAAGGAGGAGAAGGAUGCUGGGAAUACUUUUCCUUUUAUCCUGCUUUGUUUGUUGUUCUUACGGCUGUAAUUUGUAAGGAAUGAUUGAUAAGUGUGUUUUAACAGAUAUUCUUGAUUAAUAUUAUUUGAAUUUUCUAAGGUUUGAGGAGUUUUGUGUUGUUUUUUUUUCUUGUUUAAGUCGGGAUGAAGGGGGCCUUGUUUUCCCACUCUCCUCCAUACUGGAGCAUUGUUCAACAAACAAACAAUUGUUUUUUAACGUUAUAAGAUUUAGAUUUCCAUCCCCGUCUAUCAGCAGACUUAACGCACACACACAUCUGUUUUUUUCAUCUGCAAAACGCCCCACCUGGAUAUAACAGUCAUCAUUUCUUUAUGAAACACCUGGAUUUAAAAAUAUAAAUAUAUAUAUGUAGUUAUUUAUAUAUAUAUAUAUAUAUAUAUAUAUAUAAGUGUCUACGCAUCAGGACAGCAGCUGGUUUGUGAGAGAGAAAGGCUGAACAUGCGUUGUUGUUCAGCACGGUUUGUCGCCGUGCGGCCCGCCUGCUGCCGCCGGCGGCUGAGGUGGAGGUGGGCGGAGAAGGCGACGGGACAGUGAUGCCUUGCCAGCUUUCAAAACGGAUCUCCUUCUCUUCCUCAUCCUUCAUCCACUCCCUGCACUCUUCUUGAUCUCCUUCUUCUCCUGUUGUGUUUCUCCUCCAGACAGCUCCUCCUCUCUGUGCUGCUAAUCACCAUGACAACUGGUCUGGAUUGCUGCUAAAGAUCCAACACAGAUCAAUAAAGAAAUGAAAUAAAAACAAAUAGAAACAAGUGAAAAACUUUUUAACCCUUGUGCUUAA
Messenger RNA from Cyprinodon tularosa, 4861 nucleotides. It is a transcript of the gene dyrk1b, whose product is annotated as dual-specificity tyrosine-(Y)-phosphorylation regulated kinase 1B. Gene Ontology annotation, biological process: peptidyl-threonine phosphorylation; peptidyl-serine phosphorylation; positive regulation of DNA-templated transcription. Bases 1667 to 3892 code for a protein of 741 amino acids. The record is from RefSeq and is a predicted model, not a curated record. Gene Ontology annotation, molecular function: ATP binding; protein serine/threonine/tyrosine kinase activity; transcription coactivator activity. Lineage: Eukaryota; Metazoa; Chordata; Actinopteri; Cyprinodontiformes; Cyprinodontidae. The transcript has 13 exons. Gene Ontology annotation, cellular component: nucleus.